This is a messenger RNA of Geodia barretti, 943 nucleotides long. NCBI's taxonomy places the organism in Eukaryota, Metazoa, Porifera, Demospongiae, Tetractinellida, Geodiidae. The record is from the annotation of a GenBank genome assembly.
GUGGAUACCUGGCCUUUCCUCACGGGUGGGGCCUCAUGGGGACGAGGCUAGUUGGCUCGCUCCCGCUCGCCAAUCAAUCGUACACGCUAGUACGUGAGUAUGGUCUAUGCGCCACGUGUUCAAUCACGUGACGAAGGUCGAGAGGUCGCCACGCUAGCCCUGAACUGAGUUUCGUACGAAAACGAUUGCAGGUAGCUAGUUACAAUGGGAAGGCCUUUAAAGAUCGCAAUAAUAGUGGAGAUCGUCAUUCGCUUCUUAACCAUACUGUUGGGAUCUCUUCCAGCACUGAUAGCAUCAGCCGUGGCCCUUGGUCUCAUGAAGAAUAUACCCCUCCGUCUCUAUGACUAUGAUGAUGCAGACGAUAGAAAGACAUUUGAUGAUGUUACUAGAGAUGAAAAUGAAAGUCUCCGCAACAGCAUUUACAUGGCGACAGGUUUGGCAAUUGGUGUAACUUGUCUGGGAGCAAUCAUUCAACUGCUGUUCAUUCCUUUUCGAUUGUGGCUUUUUAGUGGUGAAAGCUUUCUCAUCAAAAUCUUCCUUGUCUUUGAUAUUGUGAUCAGUUUCGUGCUGGCUGCGGGUCAUAAUGUGGCUGGUGUCAUGUUGACCACCCACAGCAUUGAUAUCAAAUGGUUCUUUGAUUAUGUUCAAUUUAUUAACAAGGACGACCCUGAAAAGAUUAGAAAUGCCAUGGCUGCUAGUUCUGCACUUUGCUCCAACGCUACAUUCAUGUUCAUCAUUCUGGCCGUGUUUAUGCUCUUCUUUCUGUACAAGGAUUGGAACAAAACGGACGUCAAUACAGCUUCAUUGAACAAGACUGACAAGCUAUUAGAUCAGAGCUCAAUGUAACUAACCUGUUAGCUAAGUAAAAACAGUUGCUUAAUGCAUAGCUAACAAACUCUUAGUGUCAUUGUGUAUAGUGCGUGUGGCGAACCCUCGACCUUUA